Heteronotia binoei (common prickly gecko) is the source of this 3263-nucleotide messenger RNA. RefSeq names its product potassium voltage-gated channel subfamily C member 1 (gene KCNC1). The record is from RefSeq and is a predicted model, not a curated record. The transcript has 4 exons. Gene Ontology annotation, molecular function: delayed rectifier potassium channel activity; protein binding. Lineage: Eukaryota; Metazoa; Chordata; Lepidosauria; Squamata; Gekkonidae. Gene Ontology annotation, biological process: protein homooligomerization; potassium ion transmembrane transport. Bases 158 to 1987 code for a protein of 609 amino acids. Gene Ontology annotation, cellular component: neuronal cell body membrane; voltage-gated potassium channel complex; dendrite membrane.
CUAAGCCCAUUGUAUGCCCUUGACCUGGGUGGCUCUUGGCCAAACGGAUAUGGUAUCAAGUUAGUGAUUGAUUGCAGACAAGCAGACGCCCCCUUAUGUUCUUGCUGUGUGCUGUGCUUGUUUGGAUGAGUCCACGACAUGCCUAAUAAGAGACGAGAUGGGCCAGGGCGAUGAGAGUGAUCGUAUUGUGAUCAACGUGGGAGGGACUAGGCAUCAGACGUACCGUAGCACCUUGCGCACCUUGCCUGGCACUCGGCUGGCCUGGAUUGCUGAGCCUGAUGCCCACAGUCACUUUGACUAUGACCCCCGCACAGAUGAGUUCUUCUUUGACCGGCACCCAGGAGUCUUUGCUCAUAUCUUGAACUAUUACCGCACAGGAAAGCUGCACUGUCCAGCAGAUGUGUGUGGACCUCUAUAUGAGGAGGAGCUGGCCUUCUGGGGCAUUGAUGAAACUGAUGUGGAACCCUGUUGUUGGAUGACCUACAGGCAGCACCGUGAUGCUGAAGAGGCCCUUGAUAGUUUUGGAGGGGCACCCUUGGAUAGCAGUGCUGAAGAUGGAGAUGCAGAUGGCACUGGUGACUCAGGUGAUGGUGAGGAGGAGCUGGAGAUGACUAAACGCCUAGCACUAAGUGAUUCUCCAGAUGGAAGGCCUGGGGGCUUCUGGAAGAGGUGGCAGCCCCGUAUCUGGGCACUUUUUGAGGAUCCCUAUUCCUCCAGAUAUGCAAGGUAUAUUGCAUUUGCCUCCCUAUUCUUCAUUCUGGUUUCCAUCACUACCUUUUGCCUCGAGACUCAUGAGAGAUUUAAUCCCAUCGUUAACAAGACAGAGACGGAAACUGUUGGGAAUGGCACCCAGGUGCGCUUCUAUCUGGAAGCAGAGACUGAAGCUUUUCUGACCUACAUAGAAGGAGUCUGUGUCGUCUGGUUUACUUUUGAGUUCCUGAUGAGGGUUAUUUUCUGUCCAAACAAGAUGGAAUUUAUCAAAAAUACCUUGAACAUCAUUGACUUUGUGGCCAUUCUGCCUUUCUAUCUGGAGGUUGGACUCAGUGGCCUGUCUUCCAAAGCUGCUAAGGAUGUCUUGGGCUUCCUGCGAGUCGUCCGGUUUGUUCGAAUUCUGCGAAUUUUCAAGCUGACCCGUCACUUUGUAGGGCUGCGGGUUUUGGGACAUACCCUUCGUGCCAGCACAAAUGAAUUCUUGCUGCUCAUCAUCUUCUUGGCAUUGGGCGUCUUAAUCUUUGCCACAAUGAUUUACUACGCUGAGAGAAUAGGUGCUAAACCCAAUGAUCCUAGUGCCAGUGAACACACACACUUUAAAAAUAUCCCCAUUGGCUUCUGGUGGGCUGUUGUCACCAUGACUACCCUGGGCUAUGGAGACAUGUAUCCUCAGACUUGGUCAGGCAUGCUGGUGGGAGCCCUGUGUGCUCUUGCAGGUGUGCUGACCAUUGCCAUGCCUGUGCCCGUCAUUGUGAACAAUUUUGGAAUGUAUUACUCCUUAGCUAUGGCUAAACAGAAGCUACCAAAGAAAAAAAAGAAACAUAUCCCACGGCCGCCCCAGCUGGGAUCCCCCAAUUAUUGUAAAUCUGUCAUAAACUCGCCACACCACAGUACUCAGAGCGACACAUGCCCACUUGCCCAAGAAGAAAUUUUAGAAAUUAACAGAGCAGAUUCGAAACUGAAUGGGGAGGUGGCCAAGGCGGCGCUGGCAAAUGAAGACUGUCCCCACAUAGACCAGGCUAUGUCACCUGAUGAGGGACUGCCCUUUACCCGUUCUGGCACUCGGGAGAAAUAUGGACCUUGCUUCCUCUUAUCAACCGGGGAAUAUCCCUGCCCGCCUGAUGGAGGAAUAAGAAAGGGUUAUGAAAUGUCACAGAACCUUAACAGCAAAGCUCACAUAAGUGGAAAAGGAGUAGUAUUAUCCUCAAAGUCUGCACCCUACAGUUCUGCUAGCCCAACAAGACAUUCUUGGUCUCCCCUCCCAUCCAUUUUGUAGCAUGGAUCAGCAGCAGAGAAUGGUCUAAGUAAUCAUCAUCAUCAUCAUGAUAAUAAUAAAAAAAGAAAAUAAUUAUUUUUAAUUAGCCUAUUCAUUUUCACAUGUAAGACAGAUGAUGAAGCUUGAAGAUGUCAUGUCUCUUGGUAGCAUCUCAUGGGGAUGGUGUUACUACUGGCGCUAGUAAAACUUAUAUUGAUAAUAUCCUUUGGUAGAGCUGAAAUGAUUAUGGGUGGGCACUAGCAGCUUUGGUGGGCCAUAACACUGCAUGAUAUUGGUACAUAAGACAAUAAGGUAGAUGCACCAUGUAGUUUACUCUAGUGGUGCAUCAUACUAGUACAACCUUUUCCUGGCUAAUGGUGGAUCUGCUAGCUUUUAUGGAAAGGCUUAGGCAUUUAGUCCGAUGCUGAAACUUGCCAACGAUUGAAGAUUUUGCUUUUCUCAGGAUAAUUUUGAGCCAUAGGAACCCUGCAGAAGCUUGAGCAAAACAUGUGCAGUAGGAUGAAACUUUGCAUGGGCACCUAUUCUAAGUUGAAAGCAAUACUCAGAUACACUGUAGUGAGGUCUCUAGCUGGCUGGCUGACUGCAUGGGAGAAAGUACUGGUGGAGAAGAAAACUGGCUGCCGCUGCAUGUAGCUCUUUCUAUCUUAGUCCUCCUUCCUUUAAAACACCCAGCUUGAUUUGAAAAACACAGGAGAGAAGCUCAAGUAUUGAUUAUAUUCUUUACAUGCAGAUCUUUGCAAAGAAAGGCCUGUCAUUGCUAAAUAUAUGCCAACAGAGGCAGUCAAAGUGACUUGACAUGGAGAGAAGGAGAUGGACAAUGAUGGCUUAUAAACGUCUGGGUGGAACUGUACGGGCAUAGAAGACCUCCUCCUUUGGACAAAGUAAUCUCACUCCAUGCAAGUUUGCAGGAUGAUUGUGUUUUCAGAGAUAUAAAUAGAGAUGCAGGCUUUUUCUAUGGCCAAAAUGUAACAAAUGGUAGAAUAUUUUUUUGUUGUUCCAUAGCAUGAAUUGCAUGAAGAAAAAAAAACCUCUGCAAUUGUAUGAGUAACUUUAAAGGGAGGGGGGGGGGAAGGCAAAGUGAUCUAUUUUCUUUCAAAGCUCUUUACUUUUACAUACAUUGUAGUAGCCAAAAUGUAAAUGUUCUAAAAAGUACAUUCCUUUGCUAUUGAUUGCUUCUUUUUGUAUACAAGAGAAAAAAAGAAUUAAUGGUUUUUAAAGUGCAAUCAGGCUGGUCAUAUUGACCAUGCCUUCAUAAAUUCAUCACACUGACAUGAAA